Messenger RNA from Sparassis crispa, 207 nucleotides. RefSeq lists its product as hypothetical. Bases 1 to 207 code for a protein of 68 amino acids. The transcript has a single exon. The record is from RefSeq and is a predicted model, not a curated record. NCBI's taxonomy places the organism in Eukaryota, Fungi, Basidiomycota, Agaricomycetes, Polyporales, Sparassidaceae.
AUGUCUGCUCCCGUAUCUGGGUUCGCCACCGUCCCUCAGUCCUCCGCUAAACAUCCACCCAUCCUCACUCUGGGCAAGAUCACUCCCGCCAUUGCCCAUACAUGGGAGAAUGCUUGCCUGCAGUAUUUUAAGCACAACGAUGUCACCAAUGACAAGAAGGUGGCCAAAGUGAUGGGUGGAUUCCAAGACGCUAUCAUCAGCAAUUGA